AUGGUUGAGGGUGAAUCAAGCAAUGCAAGGGAAAGAAGGCUUAAGAUGCAAGCCGAUUUGGAGAGGAUGAUCAGAGGAUGGAAGAAUCUGAUGCAGAGGGAUAUGUGUACUCUGAGGAAGUCUGAGAGUGAGAGAUUGAGGGAGGAGAGGAGAACCAAGAAGAGGAAUGACCCCAUUAGUAGUGAGAGUGAGCAAGGGGAGUUUGAGAUUGGAGUGAACCUUGUUCAAGAGGAGGGAAAUGGCUCUCCAAGUGAAGAAGGAAGUGAUGAGACUGAGAGUGAAGAGGAAGGAGAAGAGGUGAACAAUUGGUUGAUGAAAUGA
Molecule: messenger RNA, 321 nt
Organism: Microthlaspi erraticum
Lineage: Eukaryota; Viridiplantae; Streptophyta; Magnoliopsida; Brassicales; Brassicaceae
Source: the annotation of a GenBank genome assembly